GCUAUAGAAUAAACAAGAACUUUACUAAUAAAAGAAGAAUGAGAAAAUUAAUUUUCUUCAGUUUUGAGAAAAACAUUUCCUUGUGAGUUAAAUAGUUGGUAAAUUAAAUCCAGAGAAUGUUGCUUCGUUCCUUGUUUGUUCUUUUUAUAACUUUCGUAACAUUCUGCAACGCUGAGGAAGAACUUAUUGAAACAAAGUUAACAGGAAAAACGAUCUAUAUCUCAACAAUAAAGCUUCCGUGGUUCCAAGCUCUUAAUCAUUGUGUUAAAAAUGGCUACACAAUGGUGUCAAUUAAGACAUUUGAAGAGAAUAAAGAACUCCUUAAAGAACUCAAAAGGGUGAUUAGGACAGAAGAUACACAAGUUUGGAUUGGAGGCCUCAAACAUCAUCAAUUUGCAAACUUUCGUUGGGUAAGCGAUGGAAGCCACGUAGCAACAGCUUCAGGGUACACCAAUUGGGCCCCAGGGGAGCCAGCUGAUUCCUUCUAUUACGAUCAAUUUUGCAUGGCGAUGUUGUUCAGAAAAGGCAGCGCUCCGUGGGAUGAUUUGAAUUGUUGGGUUAAGAAUCUUUUUGUUUGUGAAAAACGAGAUGAUUGAGAGGCUAUUUUUGUUAUCUCACCGUUUUGUUGAAUAAAAAAGAAGAAGAAAGACA
Molecule: messenger RNA, 651 nt
Organism: Lutzomyia longipalpis
Lineage: Eukaryota; Metazoa; Arthropoda; Insecta; Diptera; Psychodidae
Product: C-type lectin 37Db-like
Exons: 2
Coding region: 117-596 (159 amino acids)
Source: RefSeq, a predicted model, not a curated record